UUUAUAAUGCUUUAGUCGUCGUUCAAAGUCCAUUAAGACUCAACACCAAGUAUUUCAAAGGCUCGCAGCAGCAGCAGCCUCAAGGUAGUAGUAGAAGAAGAGGAAAAAGAUUGUAACUUUGAAGCAUAAGAAUGGAUCCGUGUCCUUUUGUACGGAUCCUGAUCGGUAAUUUGGCCCUGAAGUUUCCGGUUUCAACAAAGCCCUCGCUUUCAAGGAUCCAUCCCUGGAGUUCUACUUCUCCAUGUUACUUCAAGAUCAAACUCAAGAACUUCCCUCAUCAAGUGGGUUCUCUCCUUGUUAUUUGCAACAACAACAUCAGCCAGAACCCAGAGAGCUGCAAGGGUUCUUCGCAGAAAUCGCUCGCUGCGUGUUUCAGUUUAAGCAAGUCUGAGAUGGAUAAGAUUGUUUUAAAAGGGGGUUCAUCGUGUAAGCUUUCUAUCGAGGUUUAUGCCGAUCCUGAUGGAAGUACCUGUGGAUUGAUGUCCGGGAAGUUGUUGGGGAAGAUUUCGGUGCCGGUUGAUCUACGUGGAGCGGAAUCAAGGCCGUCUGUUGUUCAUAAUGGAUGGAUUGAUAUAGGCCAAAAUAGAAACAAGAAUGGAUCAUGUCCGCAGUUGUUUUUAACUGUCAGAACCGAACCAGACCCGAGAUUUGUGUUCCAGUUUGGUGGUGAACCUGAGUGUAGUCCUCAGGUUUUUCAGGUUCAAGGGAACGUUAAACAGGCAGUUUUCACUUGCAAGUUUGGUUUCAGAAGCUCCAGUGAUCGGAACUUGGGAUCAAGAUCAUCUUUGCCAGAAUCAAGCGCUUCAAGAAAUUGGCUACCAUCUCUGAAAAAAACAGAUAAAGAACAAUCAUCUAAAGAACGGAAAGGAUGGUCCAUUACAGUACAUGAUCUCUCAGGCUCUCCGGUAGCAAUGGCGUCAAUGGUGACCCCAUUUGUUCCAUCUCCCGGUUCGGACAAGGUGAGCCGUUCGAACCCAGGCGCAUGGUUAAUUCUCCGUCCAGAAUGUGGAACCUGGAAGCCCUGGGGUCGCCUUGAGGCCUGGCGUGAGUCUGGUUUCACUGACGCUCUCGGUUACCGAUUCGACCUCUUCCACGACGAUAUCGCCGCCACAGGCGCAACCAGCAUCGUCUCCAGCUCCACCCUCAGCACCAAACUUGGCGGAAAAUUCACCAUGGACAUGACAAAUAUCAUAUUAACCCCGUCUAUAAGUCCACAAAGCAGCUGUGACUUCGAGUCAGGGUCACGUCCCGGGUCAAGACCAGGAUCUGGAUCAGGUUCAGAUUUCGGGUUCGGCUUAUCCCCUUCCCCGCUCAGCUUGUACAGGGGUGGUGGGUUCGUAAUGUCAUCGACGGUGGAAGGAGUAGGGAACUGCAGUAAACCGGAAGUGGAAGUAGGGGUACAGCACGUGACAUGCACGGAGGAUGCCGCCGCGUUUGUGGCGUUGGCAGCGGCUAUGGAUCUGAGCAUGGAUGCUUGUCGAUCCUUCUCGCAGAAGUUGAGGAAAGAACUGAGACAACAAACUCAGAACUUGAUCGAUUAAUGGGGUUUUGUCGUUUCACAUUUUGUUUUUUUUUUCCCUUUUGGAUUGAGAUUCUUUCAACGGAUAGAGAGCUAACAGCAAUUUUAGAGCUCAAUGUAAACCAUUAGUUUUUGUACAGUGCGGAUUGACAAGGCAGCAACUUUGUGUUUUUUUUCA
Messenger RNA from Hibiscus syriacus, 1697 nucleotides. RefSeq lists its product as uncharacterized. The transcript is spliced from 2 exons. NCBI's taxonomy places the organism in Eukaryota, Viridiplantae, Streptophyta, Magnoliopsida, Malvales, Malvaceae. Bases 132 to 1541 code for a protein of 469 amino acids. The record is from RefSeq and is a predicted model, not a curated record.